Messenger RNA from Rhincodon typus (whale shark), 1105 nucleotides. RefSeq names its product disco-interacting protein 2 homolog C-like. Lineage: Eukaryota; Metazoa; Chordata; Chondrichthyes; Orectolobiformes; Rhincodontidae. The transcript is spliced from 8 exons. The coding region runs from base 9 to 1100 and encodes 363 amino acids. The record is from RefSeq and is a predicted model, not a curated record.
UGUUCCCGAUGAUGAGCUCAGGAGCUCCUAUCAGUGAAUAUCCAUUUGUCAGGACUGGACUCUUGGGUUUUGUUGGCCCUGGUGGAAUGGUCUUUGUUGUGGGGAAAAUGGAUGGCCUGAUGGUGGUCAGUGGGCGGCGACACAAUGCAGAUGACAUCGUGGCAACAGCGCUUGCAGUGGAACCAAUGAAGUUUGUCUACAGAGGAAGAAUAGCUGUGUUUUCUAUAAAUGUUUUGCAUGAUGAGAGGAUCGUAAUCAUUGCUGAACAGAGACCAGAUUCUACUGAGGAAGAUAGCUUUCAGUGGAUGAGUAGAGUCCUUCAGGCCAUUGAUGGUAUUCAUCAAGUAGGGGUUUACUGUUUGGCUCUCGUACCUGCUAAUACUCUUCCAAAAACUCCCCUUGGAGGCAUACACCUCUCAGAAACCAAACAGUGCUUCUUAGAAGGUUCCCUCCACCCAUGCAAUGUGCUAAUGUGUCCGCACACUUGUGUAACGAACCUGCCCAAGCCAAGGCAGAAGCAACCAGAGAUUGGUCCUGCUUCUGUUAUGGUUGGAAAUCUGGUUUCAGGAAAGAGGAUUGCCCAAGCUAGUGGAAGGGAUUUAGGACAAAUUGAAGACAAUGACCAGGGUAGAAAGUUUAUGUUUCUUGCUGAAGUUUUACAAUGGCGUGCUCAAACUACUCCUGACCACGUACUUUUCACAUUACUGAACUCUAGGGGUACAAUAGCCAAUUCAUUAACAUGCCUUCAGCUACAUAAACGAGCUGAGAAAAUAGCAGUUAUGUUGAUGGAGAGGGGCCACCUACAGGAUGGAGAUCAUGUGGCUUUAGUUUAUCCACCAGGAAUAGACUUAAUUGCAGCAUUUUAUGGAUGCCUGUAUGCAGGUUGUGUGCCAAUAACUGUCCGUCCUCCACACCCUCAGAAUAUUGCUACCACGUUACCCACGGUGAAGAUGAUUGUGGAGGUCAGCAGAUCAGCAUGUAUAAUGACAUCGCAAUUGGUAGUAAAACUUCUAAGGUCACGAGAAGCAGGAGCAGCAGUUGACAUAAGAACAUGGCCUCCUGUUUUAGACACAGGUAGGAAAUGUGGACUCAGAAACUAAGUGCA